Molecule: messenger RNA, 333 nt
Organism: Dibothriocephalus latus
Lineage: Eukaryota; Metazoa; Platyhelminthes; Cestoda; Diphyllobothriidea; Diphyllobothriidae
Source: the annotation of a GenBank genome assembly
UCUCGAUGGUUCCAUGGCAGGAUUACCGGGAAGGAAGCUCAGAAACUCUUACUUGAAAAGGGAAAAUAUGGUAGUUUUUUGGUUCGGGAAUCCGUUCAUCAACCCGACUCCUACGUCUUGUCGGUGGCUACUGGCGAACAGGUGUCACACAUCCUUAUCCGUCAGAAAUCUGAUGGAAAAUUUGAUGUGGGUGGCGGUCACCAGUUUUCAACAUUGAAGGAACUGAUAGACUUCUAUACACAAACGCCGAUGGUCGAGAAGAGUGGCGGCCUUGUUUGCCUCAAGCAAGUUAGUUCCGCUCUGAAUGUCAUUUUUUAUAUCUCUUCGCUUUAA